GUGAGCGGCUGCGGGAGGACUCCGGAGGCGAAGUGGGGACCGGGCUGAGUCCGGGCUCGCAGGGGGGCGGCGGGCAGCCUCUUUGCAGCGGGCUGCGGAGCCCGAUUGGAAGAAGCACCGGGCGGACACCUCUGAGGCUCAGCACGGUUGCCGCCCCCCCCCCCCCCCCAAGAUCCCGCCAGAGGCAAACCCCGGAGAUCUGUGCAGGGGACCGGCCCGGACGGUCCCGAAAGGUGUUGAGGCGAACCCGUCGAGGGCGACCCGUCUGCAGCGCUCCGGUCCCGAUCUGGAAUAAGCAGCGCCGGACUCCGCGCGUCGGACCUGCGAUCCCACAGUCGGUGGGCAGAAGCGAAGUCGGACUUGCAGACGCCGCCCGGAGGAAGCCCGACCCCGCUGCGGAUCCCGGGGGGUGGGGCGGGGGCGGCCGGACUUCUCCCUUCCUCGCCCCGCUUGCUUUUCCCGGGAGGCGCUCGGCUGGCCGCGAACCUGCGCCGCCGCAUCGGUCUCCCCGGUCCUGGAGUGGAGUUUCCCCUCGGGAGUGUCCAGCCGACGCGGGGUCCCCACAGGCGCCCGCCCCGUCGGGCUCCGGCCCCCGCCAUGGCCGCAGCCCGCCCGGGGUCGCCCCGAUCGCCGCUGCUGCUGCCGCUCCUUCUGCUCCUGCUGCCGGGCGGCUGCCGCGCUUUGGAAGAAACACUGAUGGAUACGAAGUGGGUAACGUCCGAAUUGGCGUGGACGGCUCAUCCAGAGACUGGGUGGGAAGAAGUCAGCGGCUACGACGAGGCCAUGAACCCCAUCCGAACCUACCAGGUGUGCAACGUGCGGGAGCUCAACCAGAACAAUUGGCUGCGCACCCAGUUCAUCGAGCGCCACGACGUCCAGCGCGUUUACGUGGAGCUCAAGUUCACCGUGCGCGACUGCAACAGCAUCCCGAACAUCCCGGGCUCCUGCAAAGAGACCUUCAACCUCUUCUACUACGAGUCGGAUACCGACUCCGCCUCCGCCAACAGCCCUUCCUGGAUGGAAACCCCGUAUGUCAAAGUGGAUACAAUUGCUCCCGACGAGAGUUUCUCCAAGCUGGAAUCCGGCCGGAUGAACACCAAAGUGCGCAGCUUUGGACCUCUUUCCAGGAACGGCUUCUACCUGGCCUUCCAGGACUUGGGGGCGUGCAUGUCCCUCAUCUCGGUCCGUGCCUUCUACAAAAAGUGCUCCAGCACUAUCGCCAGCUUUGGCAUUUUCCCCGAGACCCUGACCGGGGCGGAGCAGACCUCCCUUGUGAUUGCCCCGGGUACUUGCAUCCCCAAUGCAGUGGAAGUAUCAGUCCCCCUAAAGCUCUACUGUAACGGUGACGGAGAAUGGAUGGUACCGGUGGGAGCGUGUACGUGCGCCGCGGGAUACGAGCCGGCCAUGAAGGACACUCAGUGCCAAGCCUGCAGUCCAGGUACCUUCAAGUCCAAGCAAGGGGAAAGUCUGUGCUCUCCCUGCCCCGCCAACAGCCGGACGUCCUCCGCAGCGGCUGUUCUUUGUACAUGCUGGAACCACUAUUUCCGGGCAGACACUGACCCUCCCGACAGCGCCUGCACAAGUGUCCCCACGGCCCCACGCAACGUCAUUUCCAACGUGAACGAGACGUCUCUGGUGCUAGAAUGGAGCGAGCCGCGGGAUUCGGGCGGGCGGGAUGACCUGCUCUACAACGUCAUCUGCAAGAAGUGCAGCGUGGAACGCCGGUUGUGCAUGCGCUGCGACGACAACGUGGAGUUUGUCCCCCGCCAGCUUGGCCUGACCGAGAGACGCAUCUACAUCAGCAACCUCAUGGCCCACACGCAGUACACCUUCGAGAUCCAGGCCGUGAAUGGUGUCUCCAGCAAGGACCCCCAAAACCCCCAUUUUGCAUCAGUAAACAUCACCACCAACCAGGCAGCUCCCUCAGCAGUUCCCAGCAUGCACCUGCACGGUAGCACAGGAAGCAGCAUGACUCUGUCCUGGGAGCCCCCCAAGCAGCCCAACGGAAUCAUCUUGGACUACGAGAUAAAGUAUUUUGAGAAGCAGGGUCAGAUCGACGGCAUCGCCAACACCGUCACGAGCCAGAAGAACCUCGUGCGGCUGGAAGGCCUGAAGCCAAAUGCGGCCUACAUGGUACAGGUCCGGGCACGCACGGUGGCUGGCUACGGCCAGUACAGCCAUGGGAUGGAGUUUAGGACACCGGUGGAGAAUGGGUCCAGCAGCAAGAGCUUCCAGGAACUGCCUCUAAUUGUGGGGUCAGCCACUGCCUGCCUCGUCUUCUUGAUAGCUGUGGUGGUGAUCGCCAUUGUCUGUUUCAGGAAGCAGCAAAACAGCGCAGACUCGGAGUACACGGAGAAGCUACAGCAGUACAUCACCCCCGGAAUGAAAGUCUACAUCGACCCUUUCACUUACGAGGACCCCAAUGAAGCUGUCCGAGAGUUCGCCAAGGAAAUCGACAUCUCUUGUGUGAAGAUUGAGGAAGUGAUUGGAGCAGGAGAAUUCGGGGAAGUCUGCCGGGGCCGGCUGAAGCUGCCAGGCCGGCGGGAGAUUUUUGUGGCCAUCAAAACGCUGAAAGUGGGCUACACCGACCGGCAGAGGCGGGACUUCCUGAGCGAGGCGAGCAUCAUGGGGCAGUUCGACCACCCCAACAUCAUCCACCUGGAGGGCGUGGUCACCAAGAGCCGGCCAGUCAUGAUCGUCACGGAGUUCAUGGAGAACUGCGCCCUCGACUCGUUCUUACGGCCCAACGACGGGCAGUUUACCGUCAUCCAGCUGGUGGGGAUGCUCCGGGGUAUUGCAGCCGGCAUGAAGUACCUCUCGGAGAUGAACUACGUGCACCGAGACCUGGCUGCCCGCAACAUCCUGGUCAACAGCAACCUGGUGUGCAAAGUCUCCGACUUCGGGCUCUCGCGCUUCUUGGAGGACGAUCCCUCGGACCCCACCUACACCAGCUCACUGGGUGGCCCAGAUCGAUCCCGUGUGAAUGACCCGGGAAGCCAUCAUGCUACCAUGGGAUUCACUUCCGCCAGCGACGUGUGGAGCUAUGGGAUUGUCAUGUGGGAAGUGAUGUCAUACGGUGAACGGCCGUACUGGGACAUGUCCAACCAAGAUGUGAUCAGCGCCGCGUGGAAGUCAGGACUACCGCCUCUCCUCCCCAUGGACUGCCCCACGGCUCUGCACCAGCUCAUGCUGGACUGCUGGGUGCGCGACCGCAACCUCCGGCCCAAGUUUGCCCAGAUCGUGAACACGCUGGACAAGCUGAUUCGUAACGCGGCCAGCCUGAAGGUCAUCGCCAACGUGCAGUCCGGCGUGUCUCAGCCGCUCCUGGACGCCACCGUGCCGGAUUACACAACAUUCACCACCGUGGGGGACUGGCUGGACGCAAUCAAAAUGGGACGGUACAAGGAGAAUUUUGUCAACGCCGGCUUCGCCUCCUUCGACCUGGUGGCCCAAAUGACCGCUGAGGACCUGCUCAGGAUAGGAGUGACGCUAGCGGGACACCAGAAGAAGAUUUUGAGCAGCAUACAGGACAUGAAAUUACAAAUGAACCAGACGCUGCCCGUUCAGGUUUGACCGCCGAGGACUCUGGGUUUGGAACGGACCCGCCAGGGGAACCUCUCCCUAGGAUUCUAGCUUGUGGUGCCGCCCGGCUGCCCGGAUUUGUGAAAAGGGGAGUCACUCCCUUCUCCCUUCCUGCCACUCCCUUACUUUGCGUGGAGCUCCUUGUCUUGUCAAGAGACCUGUGGUGGAACAGACUAGGAUAAGCCUAGCUAGACGAAAGGCACUCAGGGCGUGGGCAGGGCAAGGAGGACCCCUGCCCGCCUUUUUGCUGCGGCAUCCUCCCAACGAGGCACCGGCGAAGCCGAAUCUUCAUAUUGAAGAUGGAUUAAUGGGGGAGGGCAGUGGCUCCUUCCCGUCUCCUCCCCGUUGCUCCGAGUCCUGCCCUUCGGCCUACCAGCUGUGCCACUUCUUCGGGCUUCCUUCGUUCGUUACCGGCACAGAGCGUCAGGUUGCUGCCCCUGCUCCCUGCUGGAGAGGCGUUCGGCUGCGGCACCUUCCGCUUCCGGCGGAAAGGGAAGGAUCCCCCCAACAAAGAAUCCGACCCGCUCGCUUGAGCUGCACGGAGGAGAGUCACCUGGCUGGACGUUGUUCUCCACACACCCCAUAGAUAACCGUAGGGCCCGCCCAGCCCUGUCCUGUAACUGCACAAAAAAAAAAGUCUGCAGGGAGAAGGGGAUUGGUCGGUGUGGGCCAGUGAGCCGGAACUGCAAAGCCAGCAAUGGUUCCCCCGCAGGAAGCUGGGCCUGGCCAGCUCUGCAUCUUGCGUACGUGUUCGGAGGCCCUUCGGCAUGAGUUUUGCACAGGAUUUCAAAGGCAGCCCGGCAGGAUUCAGACGGAGGGGGGGACCCGGCCGUGCAACGCGGCCCUGCCGCCCUCUUCCCCCCCGCCUCAUCUUUUAUUCAGGAAGGAACCGGCUCCGCCAGCCGCGCACCCAUCUCUGCGGAUCCCUGUGCUGAAACGUGCUGUGAUCGCUGCCAAAGGAAGAAAAGACUGGAACACUUCGAUUUCUCUCCCUUGUUGUUUUGUUUCGGGGGGGGGUUGUUUCAGUUUGGGGCGUGUCUUUCUGGCUCUCUCCCGAAAGCUCCUGCAGCCCUGAGCCAGCAGCCGAGAGGGUCCCUUGCGGAGCUGGCGAGCUUGCAUGUGUACGAGUGCGUGUACUGGCCGUCUGGGCCGCGCGAGAGGCCGCGCGGGCAGAAUAAAGGCAAUAACGAUUUUA
Molecule: messenger RNA, 4777 nt
Organism: Sphaerodactylus townsendi
Lineage: Eukaryota; Metazoa; Chordata; Lepidosauria; Squamata; Sphaerodactylidae
Gene: EPHB3
Product: EPH receptor B3
Biological process (GO): protein phosphorylation; cell surface receptor protein tyrosine kinase signaling pathway; axon guidance
Cellular component (GO): plasma membrane; neuron projection
Molecular function (GO): transmembrane-ephrin receptor activity; ATP binding; protein binding
Source: RefSeq, a predicted model, not a curated record